Dendroctonus ponderosae (mountain pine beetle) is the source of this 785-nucleotide messenger RNA. RefSeq names its product high-affinity choline transporter 1-like. Gene Ontology annotation, cellular component: plasma membrane. The transcript is spliced from 4 exons. The record is from RefSeq and is a predicted model, not a curated record. Gene Ontology annotation, biological process: acetylcholine biosynthetic process; choline transport; transmembrane transport. Bases 264 to 785 code for a protein of 173 amino acids. Lineage: Eukaryota; Metazoa; Arthropoda; Insecta; Coleoptera; Curculionidae. Gene Ontology annotation, molecular function: choline:sodium symporter activity.
CGUCGCGAAGCAUUAAUACUGUACUGGACUUUUAGCGACUGGUGUAUGUUCGAUGUGGAUGUCACGCUCUAAGGCAGAUGUUGUCGUUAAGAUUUAGAACAAGGAAUAGUCCCUCGCAGAAAACCUCCCUUAGGUGGGGUGACUGCUGUCCUGCUGACCAACUUCUGGAUCUCCUCACGUAGGUGAUCUUCUAGGGAGGUUCCGUUAUCGCUAAUCGCAUAUAUAUUUUUGAUACACGAAGAAACACAGAAAAUCGUACCAAAAUGAUCAACAUAGCAGGAGUUGUUUCAAUCGUUCUCUUCUACGUGAUAAUUUUAGCAGUGGGUGUUUGGGCAGGCAGAAAAAAAGAAGCUGGAAAUGACUCGGAAGAAGAAGUUAUGCUUGCAGGUCGCAACAUUGGAUUGUUUGUGGGCAUUUUCACCAUGACAGCAACAUGGGUUGGAGGUGGCUACAUAAAUGGAACAGCCGAGGCUGUUUACACAUCAGGCUUGGUAUGGUGCCAAGCACCGUUUGGAUACUCCCUAAGUCUAGUUUUCGGGGGAAUAUUUUUCGCCAACAAAAUGCGACAGCAGGGAUAUAUUACGAUGCUUGAUCCUCUACAGGACACCUUUGGGGAGCGGAUGGGCGGCCUAUUGUUCUUACCGGCUUUGUGUGGAGAGCCGAAGUUCAGAUUACUCGAUAUAGAGUUAGCAAUUUUCACAAUAAUCGUCCAUGCUACUCCCCAGAUUACUCAAGAACACAAUAUAAACAUCGGUUUAGCUUUGCCAGAUGGGGUAGCAUUCUAA